ACAAACAUGGCCUCAUCAGCUACCAUCAACAAGAUCGAAAGAGCUCACCAGAUGUACAGGGAAGGUAGAUAUGCCGAAGCUCUGGGUUUUUAUACGGAUGCACUUUCUUUGGCUAAAACCAAGUCCCAAAAGAUCGCUCUCCACAGCAAUCGUGCUGCUUGUUUCCUCAAACUUCACGAUUUCAAAAAGGCAGCAGAUGAAUGUACAUUGGUGCUUGAACUUGAUCAAAAACACACAGGCGCGCUGAUGUUGCGCGCUCAAACCUUAGUCACCCUCAAGGAGUACCAUUCAGCACUUUUCGAUGUCAACAGGUUAAUUGAGUUGAAUCCAUCAUCAGAAGUGUAUCAAAACCUCCAUGCCCGUCUGAAGACACAAUUGUCACUUGCUCCAAUACCUGAAGAUGAAGCAGAGCUUGAAGAAGAUGAUGAUGAAGAUGAUGACUUAAAGGUAGAUUGGGAAGAACAAUGUACAGGUAGAGAAACCAAUGAAGUUGAUGUAGGAGAAGACAAAAGAGAUGUUGUGGAAGUAACCACAAUAAAAGCAGAGUCUGAAAGUGUCAAACAGACAACUGAAGUCAGUGAUGUUCCAAAAAUGGAAUCGUCUGAACAACAGUCGUCUAGCUGGGAAGCAAUUCCACAGCCAAAAGGACAUUCACGGCUUGACUAUUCUAGAUGGGAUAGGGUUGAAGAUGAGUCUAGUGAAGAUGACGAUGAUGAUGAUGAUGACGAUGAUUCUCAACCUCAGUAUAGAUUCCGUGUCAAAACUAUUGGUGUGCGAGCUGUUAAGUAAGACGAAGAAAGUAUUUAAUGCAAAUUGGGCCAUACAAUUCUUUGUUGUUUCAUAUGAAGAGAGCUGAAAGUCUAUUGGGCUUCGAAAUGAUGCUAACUUUGUUUCAUUCAGGAUCACGUGGAAGCUCUGGCACAUGUUGAUAGUUCCUUGUACUUGUGAGCAUAGAAACCUUAUACUUGUGAACAUAUAAACAAUGUACAUUUUAUAUGAAGUGAGAGAGCAACAAAAACUGAGAUAUCAUCUGCCAGAGUGAGAUGGUUCUGGCAGUGUUACUAUGACUCUAGUGCUGUUUUGAUUGUUUUCCAUUCCGGAAAACUGGUGUCCAGGCUGCUGGCUGUACAAUUCUCUUUGGUGGCACAUUGUAGAUUUACGUCUUUGGAUGCAUGAUUCUGUUGAAUGAAUGAAUGAAUUGUGAGACCACCAACAGUGUGUUUCUCCGUUAAAUCAAUGUGAAGAGGAACAUACCUUUCUUCUUCUUUUGGGGGUUGUGUUGUAUCUUUUUACAUUAGCAAA
Solanum verrucosum is the source of this 1302-nucleotide messenger RNA. RefSeq lists its product as uncharacterized. Gene Ontology annotation, molecular function: protein binding. The transcript has 3 exons. Lineage: Eukaryota; Viridiplantae; Streptophyta; Magnoliopsida; Solanales; Solanaceae. The record is from RefSeq and is a predicted model, not a curated record. The coding region runs from base 7 to 789 and encodes 260 amino acids.